UCAGUCGAGUUCAGGCUACCAACCGUGGUAGACUAUAACGCCGGAAAAGAGCUUGCUAUCUAACUUUUUUAAUUUUUUAUAUUUUACUGAACAGUGAUGUGUUAAGAAGGAACGUUUGGUUCUUCUAAAUGGUUUCGGCUUAUUCUUCUUCAAACUGCUUUUUUUCGUCUCGCUUCCAUCAAACGACGGCACAACAAUUACGACAACAAACGACAAUGGCAAAAGGACCUCAAGUCGUGUCUUAAAAAAAAUAUCGUUUAAUUUAAUUUCGCCGCAACUUUCAAAUAAUAAUAUCCUUUUGCGUUGGUGCGUAUAGCUUGACGUGACGUGCGUGACGUUUGUCGGUGUCUGUGAGUGUCACAGUGCAAUUAUAAUUCCCAACAAAAAUAAAAUUUAAAUUAAUGAAACCUCUUAGAAAUUGUUUGUUUUGCCAUGAUUCGUUUUAAUUUUUCUUCGGGAUGCUGAUAGAAAAAUCAUCCACCCUUAAAAAUACACGCGCUUAAUCUCAUCCUUUGCGGGACUUCUUUUUAUCGGAUUGUAUCCUAAUCGAGUGGGAGUCGGUUUCUUUUCGGACAGCAUCAGGACAUCAAAAGUGGCUGAGUGGCAGUUGAAUUCUUGGCGAAUUGGUGUUUUCUUUUAUUAAGGAUAAGUUGCCUUCACCAAAAACGUGGCUAGCGUACAUCGAUUCUAAAACUAUAUAAAAUCAAAAACAGCAACAUUCAAACAUUUGAUUGAUUUGUUGUUGUUGUUGAAAUAAUAUAAUAAUAAAUCUCAAAGCCAUCGCACAUAACAAAGCAUCACAUCAAUAUUAUUAUUAUUGUCCAGAUCUAGAGAGCGAGAGGUAUAAAAUAACUGCGAGAGCAGAAUUAACCCAGAACACACCACAAGUCCACAACUCAACAAUACCAUACACUUUACUGCCCCACAGCAAUCCAGCAUCACAAUGCAUCCGCGUCGGGUUAUCAAACGUAAAUGAAUCGCAUUUAAUUAAUAUUGUAAUUGUCGUUAUCAGAAUUGAAAUGAAGUGAAGUACAAAACAAAAAUAAUCGUGAAAAGAAAGAAAAAAUAAAACAAAAAAUUUCAGUCACAAAGAAAUUAAAACAAAGUUAAUAUCAGUCUCGGUUUUCAUUCGGUUCGGUUAAGAAAGCAAAAUCUUAUUUGAAAUAAAAACAAAUUGUUUUUCGUGAAUUUUGGUUUCUUAAAAAUAAAAAUCUUCGAAAUACGAGAAUCAUCUCAAUUUUUGCAACAAGACAUCAAAACCAGAGAAAAUCAAAACAAUGGCGUUCGUAACAUUUCGAAAGAAUCGUUCGUUAUUUUCCAGUUAUUCGUACGUUUGUGUUUUUGUGUUCGCGUUAGCUUUAAUUCAGAUGCAGUUGCAGUGUGUGGUGCAAUGUGCAUAUGUAAAUCAAACUGCAUCACCAGAACCUAACCAACAUCAAGUUGUGGAGGUUCAACCUCAGAAUAAUAAUCACCAUCAUCAUCAUGAUGAAGAACAACCGCAUCUGAUCCACAGCAGAAAUCACCAUCAUCAUCAGCACCAGCAUCAGCAGCAGCAUGAGCAGGUGCAAGGGCAGCAGCAGCAGAGGCAGCAGCAGCAACAACCAUCAGAACAGAAUCAUCAUCACCAUAAUCAUCAGCAUCACAAUCAUAAUCAUCAGUAUCAGCAUCAGCAUCAGCAUCAGCGCCACCAGGCAGAACACCCUGUAACGCAGCACCAGCAACAGCAUGAGCAGCAUCAGCAAGAGGUUGAGGUCAACCCACCUCUGCUGAACCCUCAGAGUCAUCAUCAGCAGCAGCUUCACCAUCAUGUCCAUCGACACAACCAUGAGGAAUAUGAAUUCGUUCCAAAGUCGCGGUCUACGUCUCCGUCGUCGUCGUCAUCAUCGUCAUCUCCGAGUUCGACGUCAAUAUCGCCUUCAGUUGGAGGACACCACUAUCAUAGUAAAUUUACUAUAGAGGAGCUUAUGCACACCAAGUACGAGACUAAGACGUCCAACGAUGUGGAUAUGGAUCCAUGUAAAGCGGGAGGAUUUAUGGGUGACAUAGCAUUGCCUGACCUCAAUUAUCGCACCACAUCAGAACCAAUUGUUGCUCGUACACCUGCCGCAGUCCCAUCAACUUCAACCAUAACUUCAGCUGCGACUUCUUCUUCGUCUUCUUCUUCCCCAUCUUCAUCUAUUGUCAAUGGCGGCAGUGGCGGCAGUUGGAAGGCAACCGAUUCAAAGUUCAACAAAACCUUUCAACAGGAACUCGAACUUCUAAAACAAGAAGUAUACAACGAAGGGCUUCAGGUGGAGGAAGAAGGACUAACCGAUAUAAUUAGAAAGAAAACUAAACUGCCAAGCUCGAAUAAUGAGAACUUAAAUGAGCGAAGCCGUAAUGAUCCAAUUCUGUCAGCCAAUGAACCAGUUAAAGUCCAUCCCGCCACACCGUACGAUUAUUCGACGAAAAAUUUAAAAAACCAAAUCAUUACAAGACAACCAAAGGAGAGUUCAUAUCCGGCGGAAACAGAGAAUUUCGAACCGAAAAUUUCGAUUCGAGAAAAACCGAUUACUAUGGACGAAUAUCCUCCUGGGAAUACGAUAACCAAUGGCAAUGGUGCACCUGGUCUGAGUCCUGGUGACCUGAUGAGAAGUGAAACCAUGGAACAGAUCCGACUUCGACAACAGCAGCUCACAGCUGAGGCAGAAAAAUUGAAUAAAUCCUCAACAGUGAAUCAUAGCAUUCGAAAUGUCGACCGACGAAAGAUCCAAUCGAACACAAAAGACAUCGAAGACGAUUCAGGAAACAAUUUUGUUUCGGAACGAAAGGUUAUUAUAUUACCAACAUCGAUUCCAACAUCGAGAUCGACUUUGCCAAAUGUUUACAGCAAUGCUGGAGGCAAUGGGGUAAAAUUGGACGACGUCGAGUUCCUGCAUGCUGAUGGGAUUGUAAGGAGACGACAUCGAAGAGGUAGAAAAAAUCGACGUAGUUCUGAACCAACACGUGACUAUAAUGCUCGACUGGAAAAACUUAAAGCAGAACUAAAUCGUCCCGUUUUGACUGCCGACGAUAAUCCAAAACUUCACAACCGAAUUCACAACAAACAUACAAAAUCGCUUCCAACUGAAUGGAUAUCAGCUACCGAAUCCCUUGCUUCAAUAACCAAACCCACAAGUGAUAUGUCUCUCCUUGAAUCUGUGCCACCAGAGCCAAAAGUACUAGAAGUAGAAGUGGAACCAGAACCAAAGCACGAAGCAAAAUCAGAAGCAGAAGCACAUCCCCAUGCCCAUCAUCAGACGUCAUCAACUCCAGUUUCCCAACCUGCAAUAGGAGAAGCUGCUUUAUCAGCAUCAGAAUCAGCAUCAGCAGAUGUGCCAGCAAAGUCUCAUCACAAAUUCAUAACUGCUAAAAGUUUUAAUUAUUCGUCUGAAAACAUGGAUGAACUGGAAAUCCUCUCCAAAAGGAAAUCAACGAUGGACGCAAUCAAUGCCGAAGUGAACACAUCUCUUGAAAUGCAAUUACGAAAUGAGGAGCAUUUAAAACAUUUGGAACACCAUCAUCGUACAGCGCGAGCAGUUACUGCCAAAAAGGAACGUGUCUGGGAUUACGGCGUCAUUCCAUAUGAAAUAGAUGGCAACUUUAGUGGAUUUCACAAAGCGCUCUUCAAGCAAGCCAUGCUCCAUUGGGAAAAUUUCACAUGCAUCAAAUUCGUCGAGCGUGACCCAGAGAACCAUCCCAAUUAUAUUGUAUUUACCGUCCGAAAUUGUGGAUGCUGUUCUUUUGUUGGUAAAAGAGGCAAUGGUCCACAAGCCAUCUCAAUCGGCAGGAAUUGCGAUAAGUUCGGCAUUGUGGUACAUGAGCUGGGACAUGUCGUCGGCUUCUGGCACGAGCACACAAGGCCCGAUCGUCAGGAGCACGUUGUCAUCGAACACAAUAACAUAAUGAAGGGACAAGAUUAUAACUUUAACAAGUUGACGCCAGACGACGUUGAUUCCCUGGGCAUGGCCUACGACUAUGACUCCAUUAUGCACUAUGCAAGGAAUACAUUUUCCAAAGGCACCUAUCUAGAUACAAUACUGCCAAUCGAAGUGAAGGGUAAAAAACGUCCUGAGAUUGGACAGCGCUUGAGGCUGAGUGCCGGUGACAUAUCGCAGGCUAAACUACUCUACAAAUGCCCCAAAUGCGGGCGAACUUUUCAAGAGAAUACUGGAAGUUUUGCCAGUCCGUCGUAUUUCACACCAAUUGCUGUCAAUGAAACCGAACGCUGCGAAUGGAGAAUAACAGCCACACAUGGUGAGAGGAUUGUCCUGAGGCUUGAAAAUCUGAAUAUAUUCAAAUCGGAGAAAUGUCAAAUGGACUAUCUGGAAAUACGUGAUGGUUACUAUUAUAAGUCACCACUAAUUGGACGAUUUUGCGGAAAGGCAGCUAAGGAGGUCGUAACUACUGUCAGUAGCAGGAUGUUGCUCACUUAUGUUAAUGGGCAUCGGAAUGCUGGUUAUCGGGGCUUUAAGGCUGAUUUUGAAGCAAUUUGUGGUGGCGAACUAUCCGUGGAUGAAUACGACGGACGAUUGGAGUCUCCCAACUAUCCGUUGGAAUAUUUACCGAACAAGGAAUGCAUUUGGAGGAUAACUGUGCCAAAAGGAUAUCAAGUGGCACUCAAAUUCCAAUCGUUCGAAGUUGAGAACCACGAUAGCUGUGUGUACGAUUAUGUCGAGGUCCAUGACGGCGACAGUGCUGAAUCUGACUUGAUUGGGGUAUUUUGUGGUUACAAGCCCCCACCGAAUAUGAAGUCAAGUUCCAAUACGAUGUUUGUGAAGUUCGUUUCCGACAGUUCGGUGCAGAAGGCUGGAUUCUCAGCUAUUUUCAUGAAGGAAGUGGACGAGUGCGAGACACAAAAUCAUGGAUGUGAACAUGACUGCAUCAAUACUUUGGGUGGAUACGAGUGCAGUUGUCAUAUUGGCUAUGAGCUGCACAGUGACAAGAAGCAUUGUGAAGAUGCCUGCGGUGGUGAAAUCGAAGCAAUGAAUGGCACAAUUACAUCGCCAUCGUUUCCCGAAAUCUAUCCCAUUCUAAAGGAGUGCAUUUGGGAGAUUGUUGCACCGCCACGUCACAAAAUCUCAUUGAAUUUCACCCACUUCGAUUUAGAGGGAACGGCACACGAGCAAUCCGAUUGCGGAUACGAUUCAGUGACAAUAUACUCGAAAUUGGGUGAGAAUCGAUUGAAACGCAUCGGCACCUACUGUGGCCAUAUGAUCCCGCCGGUAGCCACAUCAGAGGGCAAUGCGCUCCGCAUUGAAUUCCAUUCGGAUAAAUCCAUUCAGAAGACAGGAUUUGCUGCCGUAUUCUUUACGGACAUCGAUGAGUGCUCCGUUAAUAAUGGCGGAUGUCAUCAUGAAUGUCAGAAUACCAUUGGCUCGUAUGUUUGUUUCUGCCGGAAUGGCUACACGUUGCACGAAAAUGGACACGAUUGCAAGGAGGGCGAAUGCAAGUACGAGAUCUCAGCACCAAUUGGCAAUAUCUACAGUCCGAAUUAUCCGGAUACUUAUCCGGCAAGUGUGAUUUGUGUUUGGCAUUUCACGACAACACCGGGACAUCGAAUUAAGUUGAUAUUCAAUGAAUUUGAAUUUGAACCUCAUCAGGAAUGUGGUUAUGACAAUGUCACUCUGUAUGACGGUGGAUCCGAGAAUAGCGGACAUUUGGGCAAAUUCUGUGGCAAUAAGAUUCCAUAUCCGAUAUCAGCGACAUCCAAUCAAAUGUACAUGGUAAUGAAGGUGGACAAUAAUAAGCAGUACAAAGGAUUUACGGCCACACAUUCUACAGCUUGUGGUGGUUACCUCCUGGCCACAAAUCAAAUUCAACAAUUCUACUCUCACGCCCGAUUUGCCGACCGCAAUUACGACGAAAACAUGGACUGCGAGUGGACCAUUCAAGCACCCACAAGUAGCAAUGUUCAAUUAUUUUUCCUUGAAUUCGAUAUCGAAAAUAACGAAAACUGCACCUACGACUAUGUGGAAGUGUACUCUGGCAUGGAGGACACCAGUGGCCCACUCUAUGGCAGAUUCUGUGGAAAUACGGUUCCCCAGGAGAUAAUCUCACUGACAGAUUCACUUUUGGUCCGUCUUAAGACAGACGAGAGUGUUACCAUGAAGGGAUUCUCAGCAUCGUAUGUUGCUGUCGAUCCUUUCGAGACCAGCGACGAAGAUACAAAUUCAGAUAGUUCCGAGAUGGUGACACCAUUCGAAGGAUAUCUCAAGAGCAUCUACAAACCCGACACCGAAGAGUACGACGAGUACAACGACUACAGUGAGAAUCAUCUGAUGCUUCCAAGUCGCCUCAGGAACAGAAGUCGAUACAAGAAUUAUUUCUAAAUGGGAUUUCUUGAUUUGUUCCUAUCACCCUACGGGCAGGUAUCUAUACUUUAAACAUACACAACUAGGAAGGUAUAUAUGAAAUGGAGCUUCAUCAUAUCAGCCGAAUUGAAAAUAAAUACGAUGCAAUCUUGUGUUAGGAAAAUAUAAAACAGACAAUUACUUAAGACGGAAAAAAAUACAAAAAUAUCCUUCAUGACGAGAAAUGUUAAAGUUUCAACAAAAUAAAAUUAUUAGAGAAGGAAAACUUAAUAAAUAAGAAAAAUCCAAAAAUUAUGUACGACAUCAUAAACAUAAGAACAUGGGACUCUCAAUACAAUAACUAAUAUUUAGGCAAACAAAAUAAUAAUUAUUUAUAGGUGAAUUUAAAAUUGACAAAUACAUAACUUAAUAAAAAAAAAAAUUAAAAUCAUAAUACGUAGAUACUUUUAUUUCUUAAAGUAAUAAAACAAAAACAAAAAAUAACUACCUAUAUUAUAUAUUAAAAAUAUUUAUAAAGCAAUACAAGAAAAACGAUGAUGAAUUUUAUACAAAAUCAUUUAAAAUUAAAAACAGAAAUCAUUUAAAUUUAAAUUUUUAAAAAUAGAACACAAUAAAAUAAUAAUAAUUGUAAUUUUAAGACUUAUAAUGUGCAAAAUGGCAAAAAAACAAAUUGAAUAAAAAUAAAAUCAUAAUAAACAAACGUCAUAUCCUUUUCAUCGAUAAUAAUAAUAAUUAAAAUAAUAAACAUUAAAAACAAAAAAUCAAAAAAUCAAAACAGCAAUUGGUUAUUUUCAUGUUUAAGAAAACGUAUAACCCAAAAACCCCGAAAACCCCUUAAGUGAUUAAGUAGAGAAUGAAAGUGUAAUUUUAUUAUUAUAUAUAUACGUAUAUAUGGCUAUAUAUUUAUGGAACGUCAAAAAUAAAUAAAACAUAAACAAAACAUGUUACUGUAUAAGAAAAAUUGAAA
Messenger RNA from Eupeodes corollae, 7299 nucleotides. It is a transcript of the gene tok, whose product is annotated as dorsal-ventral patterning protein tolloid. Bases 1278 to 6350 code for a protein of 1690 amino acids. The transcript has 14 exons. Gene Ontology annotation, molecular function: zinc ion binding; calcium ion binding; metalloendopeptidase activity. Gene Ontology annotation, biological process: proteolysis. The record is from RefSeq and is a predicted model, not a curated record. Lineage: Eukaryota; Metazoa; Arthropoda; Insecta; Diptera; Syrphidae.